Messenger RNA from Rotaria sordida, 1629 nucleotides. NCBI's taxonomy places the organism in Eukaryota, Metazoa, Rotifera, Eurotatoria, Philodinida, Philodinidae. The record is from the annotation of a GenBank genome assembly.
AUGGCUGGCUAUUCAUAUCAAUCAUCCUACUCAUCAGGAGGUGCCGGUGGUGCUGCCGAUGGUCUCUUCAACCAAGUCGAUCUUAACAAAGAUGGAGUUGUUGAUCACGGUGAAUUCAGUAGCUUCCUCGGUCAAAAUGCCGGUGUUGGCGGUGGUUACGGUGCUAGCGCUGGUUACGGUGUUGGCGGUGGUUACGGUGCUGGCGCUGGUUACGGUGGUGGUUCAUCAUGGGAAUCAUCAUCAUACGGUGCUGGUGCUGGUUUAGGUGCUGGUUUUUCUGUUGGUACUGGUUUUGGUACUGAUGCUUCAAGCUUCGAAUCAUCAUCAUUUGGAUCAUCAUUAGGUGGUGCUCAUGGUGGUGCUUAUGAUGCAUCAUACGCUGUUGGCGGUGGUCUUGCUGGCGGUCUUGUUGGUGGUGCCUCUAGUUACGAAUCAGUCUCAGGCGGUGCUGGACUUGCUGGUGGAGCAGUCUUUGAUUCAUCAUCAGCAGUCGGUCAAGUUCACUAUGCCACUGAUGCUCGAGGCCUUUUCCAAGAUCCAAAUCCACAAAUCAUUCGUCGUCCAGCUCCUGGUGGUGUACAAACAUACACACAAAAUAUCCGAGUUCGCUUCCUUCAACCACCACCAGUUCCACCUCCAGGUCCACUCAUAAUCAGAGAAGUUCGUCCACCUCAACCACCUGUCCCACCACCACUUCGCAUUCGUCAACAAGCUCCACCUCUUCCAACACCACCACCACUUGUUCUUCGUGAACGACCACCAGUACCACCAGCAUCUGUUGCAUCUCAAACAGUCAUUCGUCGUUUGGGUGCUAUACCAGUUCCACCACGAUCAGUCAUCAUCGAACGUCUUCCAGCCGCUCCACCACGACCACGUGACAUCGUCAUUGAACGUUGGGUUCCAUAUGGACCUCAACAACGACGACGCACUAUUGUUCAACGUGCUGCUGCUGCCCGAGCAUACGCAGCUCCACGCAAUAUUAUCAUCCAAUAUGAACAAGCUCCAGCUCGCAUUGUUCGUCAAUUCCACCGUCUUGGUGUUGCUGCAACUAAUCCAGCUGUUUACGUUCAAACAUAUGGUGCUCAACUUCUUGAUGGUGCUACACUUCUUGCACAAGCUCGUGCUGCUGGUGUUGUUGAAGAUCUCUCACCACCUGGCGUUGUUGGUUACAGUGGUGCCGCAUUCGGUCAAGAAUCAUUUGGUGCUUCAGGAGGUUUAGUUGGAGGUGCUGGUCUUAUUGCUGGAGGUGGUGGUCUUGUUGCUGGAGGUGCUGAAUUUGUCGAUGGUGGUCUUGCUCUUGGUGGUGGUGGUGGUGUCAGUUCAUCAUCAUUCGAAUCAUCAAGCUUCUCAUCAGGUGGCGGUGUUGGAGGUUUAGAAGCUGGUUUUGUUGCUGGUGGUCUUGGUGGUGGUAUCGUUGGUGGCGGUCUUGGUGGUGGUAUCAUUGGUGGCGGUCUUGAUGGUGGUUAUGGAGCAUCAUCAUAUGAAUCAUCAAGCUUCUCAACUGGUGGUGCUCUCGGAGGUGAUGCUGCUUUCCUUGGUGGUGAUGCUAAUCUUCUCCUCGCUCAAAAUGCUGGAGGAGCCGGUGGUGCAUCAUCGUACGAAUCAUACGGUUCAUCAUAUUCCUAUUAA